GCCAGCAGCCUCGCGGUACUCAGCUCACCCUCGGUCGCAAUGACCCUCAUUCUGACGAUAUUCCUACUUGUCUUUCUGACGGAGCUAGUCUCGUGGAUAGGAAAAUCCGUUCUCCUCGAGCUUGUUUAUGCGGUUUACCUGCGAAUAUUCUAUGCAUCAGCUAUUCAGAAGCAACGGAAACUCAAGACCGAGGUCUUGUCUACCAAAGCCGAACUCAUGCAGACCAGCGCCCAAGAUCAGUUCGCCAAGUGGGCGAAGCUGAGGCGGAGCGUGGACAAGGGUCUUGCAGAUUUAGAAAAGCUCAAUGGCGAGCUGUCCUCCGCUCGCUCAUCAUUCUCCCUGAAAUUCAACUCGGCCUUAUGGUUCUUCACCACCGGCCUCCAAUUUAUCGUCGGAUGGUGGUACCGCAAAGCCGCGGUGUUCUAUCUCCCGUCUGAGUGGCUCGGGCCCCUUGCGUGGUGGGUAGCCCUACCGUUUGCCCCCAAGGGUUCUGUCAGCUGCGGGAUGUGGCAGAUGGCUUGCAGGCGGGUCAUCAAACUCGGAGAGCGUGUUGUCAGAGAUACUUUGUUGUAUUCAGUUACCCCCACAGAGUCUGUUUCCGCUGCUCCGAACGAGAAGACCCAGGACAAAAAGCAGUCAUAAUAGCCACCAUCUGUUGCUCGCUUGCUUGAUUUCUCUGGCAUAUCUGCGUACCCGUGUACCAUACACCGACCCCUCAUGCGCUAGGCUUGCGCCAAUUGGACAACAGCGGUUGCUCUAUCACGGCUUUGAUUGGGUCAUUCGCGGAACAUUUGGAUCUCGCAAUUGGGGAAUGGCCACGUCCUUCUGCGUUUGCAAUCCCGCUCAUAUCCGUCGCGCCAUCUCUAUUCGACGAUAGAUGACAUGCGCCAAUGCAAGGGCAACGUCGUUCCUCCUUCGCUCUUCAGGCACUCGAUGCUCCUGAUGCCAAGAGUACAAGUCCUAAUAAUGGAACAUGGCCGCACAUCCCCGUUUGGAUGGGCGUCCCGCCCCGGAAGAUGUACAACGGUGGUUGUCGACCUGAUGGCUCGCUUGUCGAAUGGUAUCUGCUUCCCAUUGGCUCACCUGCUGAUGGGGCUUGUGGCCCGCGACCAAUUACGUUCGUGAGGUCAAAAUGACCUCUAGUCUUGAUCCGGCCCCCUACAUAGCUUUCGAACUAUUUCAUUGUCGUGGAAUACGCUUGCAUAGACGUCUCGACAUAUGCCGGACUCAAUGCGGACCACAUAUACGAUUCGC
Punctularia strigosozonata HHB-11173 SS5 is the source of this 1254-nucleotide messenger RNA. RefSeq lists its product as uncharacterized. Bases 40 to 642 code for a protein of 200 amino acids. Gene Ontology annotation, biological process: tail-anchored membrane protein insertion into ER membrane. The transcript has 5 exons. Gene Ontology annotation, cellular component: GET complex. The record is from RefSeq and is a predicted model, not a curated record. NCBI's taxonomy places the organism in Eukaryota, Fungi, Basidiomycota, Agaricomycetes, Corticiales, Punctulariaceae.